AUGCUCUCGCGUCUUGCUCUUCGCCGCGCGCCGCGCCUCGCCCUCGUCCGCACAAAGUAUACUGGUCCGGGAAAUGAUAUCCAGGCUUCGGCUGUUACCAUCGAGGAGACCAAGAACCCCAAGGCGAUGACGCCGGCCAAGGACCUCAAGUUUGGGCACACAUUUACCGACCACAUGCUCACUAUCCCCUACAACGAGAAGACUGGAUGGGGCACGCCCGAGAUCAAGCCUUACCAGCCGCUGUGCCUGGACCCCUCGGCGACCGUCUUCCACUACGCGUUCACGCUGUUCGAGGGCACCAAGGCGUACAUUGCGCCUGAUGGGAGCAUCCGACUGUUCCGCCCCGACAAGAACAUGGAGCGCAUGAACAACUCGGCUAGGCGUAUUGCUCUCCCCGAGUUUGAUGGGGACCAGCUCAUCGAGCUCAUCAAGAAGCUCGUCAAGCUCGACAAGAAGUGGAUCCCCACUGACAAGGGAUACUCGCUUUACCUCCGCCCCACCCUCAUCGGCACGGAGGCUGCCCUCGGCGUUGGCCCGUCCAAGGAUGCGCUCCUCUUCGUCAUCGCCUCCCCCGUCGGCCCUUACUACCCCAAGGGCUUCAAGCCCGUCCAGCUCUACGCGACGACCGAGUUCGUUCGCGCCGCUCCCGGUGGCACGGGCGGGUACAAGCUUGGUGCUAACUACGCACCGGGCGUCGUUCCCCAGAAGGCGGCCGCGCAGCACGGCUACUCGCAGAACCUCUGGCUGCUGGGCGAGGAGCACGCCCUCACCGAGGUCGGCACCAUGAACCUUUUCGUGGCAUUCACCAAGCCCGACGGCACCGUCGAGGUCGUCACUCCUCCUCUUGAGGACAUUGUGCUUCCCGGCGUGACCCGCGACUCUGCCAUGCAGCUUAUGCGUGACCACGCUUCGGGCAAGAUCAAUGUCCCUGGCUGGCCUGAGAAGCUUGAGGUCUCGGAACGCAAGCUCGUCAUGAACGACCUCGUCGAGGCCGAGAAGAACGGCACCCUUGUUGAGGUGUUCGGUACGGGCACUGCGGCGGUUGUGAGCGCGGUCGACAAGAUCGGGUACGCAGGGCGCGAUAUUGCCAUUCCAUGUGGUCCGGAGGGGCAGGGGAUGGGCGAUAUUGCAAAGGGACUGUUGGACCGGAUGGAGGCUAUCCAGACAGGCGUUAUUGAGAGCCCUUGGAGCGUGCGGGCCGAUUAG
Messenger RNA from Cutaneotrichosporon cavernicola, 1206 nucleotides. RefSeq lists its product as uncharacterized. The record is from RefSeq and is a predicted model, not a curated record. Lineage: Eukaryota; Fungi; Basidiomycota; Tremellomycetes; Trichosporonales; Trichosporonaceae. Gene Ontology annotation, biological process: L-valine biosynthetic process; L-leucine biosynthetic process. The coding region runs from base 1 to 1206 and encodes 401 amino acids. Gene Ontology annotation, molecular function: branched-chain-amino-acid:2-oxoglutarate transaminase activity. Gene Ontology annotation, cellular component: mitochondrion. The transcript has 5 exons.